Neodiprion fabricii is the source of this 948-nucleotide messenger RNA. RefSeq names its product N-alpha-acetyltransferase 80-like. Lineage: Eukaryota; Metazoa; Arthropoda; Insecta; Hymenoptera; Diprionidae. The coding region runs from base 265 to 831 and encodes 188 amino acids. The record is from RefSeq and is a predicted model, not a curated record. The transcript is spliced from 4 exons. Gene Ontology annotation, cellular component: cytoplasm. Gene Ontology annotation, molecular function: N-acetyltransferase activity; acetyl-CoA binding. Gene Ontology annotation, biological process: protein acetylation.
UUUACUCUAGUCUUCAUGGCAAGAAGCCUCGAACGAAAGUGUCAACAUUAUUUGAGAGAUAAUGCUUUGAACUUAUCUGUCAGCUGCAAUGUUGCGAAAGUAGGGUAAAAUGAUAAUAACAAAUUAUAAUGCCUGUCAGAAGAUUCAUUCUCUGUUUACAAAGGGCUGCGUAGUGCGUCACAAUACUCAUAAUAUUCAUAACUUACAUACUGUUAUUACAUUUUAUUUCAUUCCUUAAAAACGAACAUCUGGUCAAGGAACAUUAUGAAAGACACAUCCUACACAGUGGUACCGCUGCAUGAGAGAAUAGAGCUCACACCUCAGUGCUGUAAAUUAGUAAAUUCUGAAUGGCCGAGAAGCGAAGUUGCACGGUUGAGAAGCUUGAAUUCUUCAUGUGAUAAAUUUCCUACGUGUCUUCUUCUUUUGGAUGAUACAUAUGUCAUAGGACAUUGUAAAAUAUCCUUAGUACCUAAUAUUUCGGACAGUUGUUUUAUAGAAUCUGUUAUAAUUGACCAAAGAUACAGAGCACGUGGGUUUGGAACUAUGCUAAUGCAAGGAGCAGAGGAAUAUGUAGCAAAGCGAGGUAUCGUUAAUGUUUUUCUAUCAACAAAGGGGCAAGAAUACUUCUACAAAAAAAUGGGAUACAAAAUUUGUGACCCAGUGAGCUUGUAUGGAAACUCGUAUAUUACUGGGGACGGAUUGCCUCCUAUUCCAAAACAGGUGCUGAAGGACUUUAGAUCAAACGGACGAUCUCCGCCUCCUAUGCCUGUUAUACGAAAUUCUGGGUUUCCAUUUUCAACCGUGAAAACGUACAUGGUAAAAAAUAUGUGAAUUAUGAUAAUUGUUACAAUACCGACGCUUAUUAUUAUUAAUACUGUCUGUAUGCCUUGUAAAUGAAAUAUAUUUUUGAGAUAUUUUUAUUUAAUGAAUAAACACCGUGACAACGUA